Papilio polytes (common Mormon) is the source of this 1158-nucleotide messenger RNA. Its product is annotated as methylthioribose-1-phosphate isomerase. The transcript is spliced from 7 exons. Bases 25 to 1083 code for a protein of 352 amino acids. The record is from RefSeq and is a predicted model, not a curated record. Gene Ontology annotation, molecular function: S-methyl-5-thioribose-1-phosphate isomerase activity. NCBI's taxonomy places the organism in Eukaryota, Metazoa, Arthropoda, Insecta, Lepidoptera, Papilionidae.
CUUGUUGGUCCAAAAAAAUACAAAAUGAGUUUGGAAUCUAUAAAGUAUCAUAGAGGAAGUUUAGAAGUCCUAGACCAAUUAUUACUUCCAUUACAAACGACUUAUGUUAAAGUUACAGGUGUUGAAGAUGGAUGGAAAGUUAUAAAUAAAAUGCAAGUCAGGGGGGCACCUGCUAUAGCCAUAGUUGGUUGCUUAUCACUUGCGGUGGAGUUGCUUAAGGAUGAAACUUCUGAUAAAAAGAUUAUGCGGCAAGAGAUUGAGGGUAAAUUAAAUUACUUAGUAUCAGCUAGACCAACAGCUGUGAACAUCAAACUUGCAGCUGAGGAGCUCAUAAAUUUAGCUAACACUCUCAGCGCAGAUGAAAAUGUUUCAGCGGAAAGUUUUAAAGAGAGAUUCAUCAAAUGCAUUGAAAAAAUGCUUGUUAAAGAUAUAGAAGAUAAUAAAGCAAUAGGCGAGUUUGGUUGUGAAGCUAUACUAAAACAAUUGGAAGGUGACAGUCAAGUGAGAGUGCUCACCCAUUGCAACACCGGUUCCUUAGCGACUGCGGGCUAUGGUACUGCUUUAGGAGUCAUCAGAUCUCUGCAUAAAUCUAGUAGACUAGACCAUGUAUACUGUACAGAAACUCGUCCAUAUAAUCAAGGAGCGCGACUCACCGCAUAUGAAUUGGUACAUGAGAAAAUUCCAGCCACACUGAUUGUGGAUAGCAUGGUUGCUGCGCUGAUGAAUGCAAGAAAGAUAACAGCUGUAGUUGUGGGUGCCGAUAGGGUAGCAGCAAAUGGAGAUACUGCCAACAAAAUAGGUACCUAUCAAAUAGCAAUAAUCGCCAAACACUAUAAUGUGCCUUUCUAUGUUGCUGCACCAUUAACAUCUAUAGACAUGUCUUUAAAAUCUGGAGAUAGUAUUAAAAUAGAAGAACGACCAGAUAAAGAAAUGACGCAUAUUGGUGAUUUUAUAAUUGCCGCUCCAGGAAUAAAGUGUUGGAAUCCAUCAUUUGAUGUCACCCCGGCAACUUUGAUAACAGGAAUAAUAACUGAAAAAGGUGUUUAUGCACCAAACAAUCUGCAAGAAGUAUUACCUCCGUGAUAUAUUUACAUUUCGCAUGAUAACGCUCGAAUUAUUGUGAUUACUUAAUGAUAAGAAUAUAAUGUUCCACUAAUA